Molecule: messenger RNA, 1561 nt
Organism: Pocillopora verrucosa
Lineage: Eukaryota; Metazoa; Cnidaria; Anthozoa; Scleractinia; Pocilloporidae
Source: RefSeq, a predicted model, not a curated record
GAAGACUGAAUACAGCGGCAUGGCAGUUCAAGUCGGGAAUCCAUCAUUCCUGUACGAAGAGAUGCUUGAUUAUGAGGAGAGUAACCCAAAUCCUGAUGUUGACGACGGAUCAGAAAAAGGUACAACCUUUUCCAAUCCUGUUUAUGAAUCUGUUUACCGCUCCGAGACGAGUUUGGGUUCUGAGGUGUUCCGCGAGAAUAAUCUGCCCAAAGUGGAAUUUCGUAAGGGCAAAGUGGACUUUUCAAAUCCGGUGUACGAAGCCUUGUUAGCGCACAAUACGUCGCGAAAGCCUGGGUCGGUAUUCUGGGGAAGUGCUGAGAAUGUAAACGGGGAGGCCUCGGGUGACCAAGUCGAGACAGACUGUCUAUGAAAUUACAAACAAGCCACGUGUUCUUGACAGGACCACGCUCACGAAUUUGAGAAGAACAUGAAAAUGCAAGCCAAGGGAAAAGAAAGAAAUAAAGUGUCAAAACAGGAACAAGAAGUCAAUCUUUCCCAAAGAAUUGUUUGCGUUUUGGUGCUUUCAGCGUUUGUUGUUGAGUUUGGAGAAAAGUUUGCAUUGCCCUUAUAUCAUAAAAAUGGCGAGUUAUUUGCUGCGCAUCUUCAAUGUAUUAAUUCGAAAUUGGUCAAAAUCACGUUAUUUAAGUUGGCAAUUUAUAGGAACUUGUUGAACGUAAAUGAAACGUUCUGCUUGCGAGUACUGCUGGGAUUGCUUUGAUUUACUCUUAUAUGUAACGCAAACGAACUUAGUUGGUGUCAGUCUCCUUGAAAUUUUAUUUUUCUGGGAUAACAAAACAUCGUAAUGAAUUUCUAGAAUUUUAGAACGAAUUACAUUUGACUACAGAAUAUCUCAAGUUUUAAACUCCUAGUAUGUGUUAUCUUAAAUGGUUUUUGACUGUAAAGUUUGGUAAAACGCUAUAAUUUUUAAAUCUAAAUUGUCACCGUAAUUUUAAUGAUUAUAUGGCGCAAUUAAUAUCUACUGCUUUUGCUAAUUUUUUUUGCUGAUUUAUUGCACUCUCUCCAUAAGCCAGCUUUUUAUGAUUUAGUUCACAAAGUUGAUAGCCCUGACCAAGUGGUUGAGGGAAGAUACGAAAGUCAAAAAUAAGUUAUUACAAAAAGUGUCUUGGUAUCAAAUUCUUGAAAUUGAAUUUGUACUCCCAAGAGAUGUCUUUGCUCGUUAUGCAAAGAGAAAUUAGCAUUUAUUAUCAAGUUUAACCACAAUUAUUAAGUUAUAAUAAUACAUCAUGAUAUAUUUAAAAUUGGUGUAAUAUUCUCUCACAACUUUCAAGCAGAGAAUUAUAAAACAUAAUCUGUAUUUAUUGUGCUUGUCUUUAAAAGUUUGAAUGUUUUAAGUUAUGAAAUAUGCUACAGGUAUAUAUUUUUGUAGUUGUAGAACGGUUUGAAAACACCACAUACAUGUAGCUGUUUAUUUAUAAGGUGUAAUAUUUCAUGUUUAAUGUGAUCCAGAUCACUGUGGAGGUAACUCAUCAAGGCAGUGUGAUAUUAAAACAAUGUUAGUUAACCUCAACAGCUGAUAUUAAAACAAUGUUGGCUAACCUCA